GUCAGGAAUUGAUGGUGACUCCGUUCACGGUCACUUGUGGGCACACGUUUUGUUACGAGUGCCUGUCGGACUGGCUCAAGGUGAAGCACUCGUGUCCGUUGUGUCGCCAGCGUGUGAGGCGUGUUCCUGUGUUUAAUGUGCCGAUGAAACAGUUGCUGGAAAGUUAUCUGGAGGCGGUGGCGAAGGACCAUCCCGACCAAAAAGAGCCCAUAACCAAGAUGAUACGCGAGCGCAACAAGUUAUACGAGAAAGAUAACCACAACGAUACCUGUUUCAAAAAUCUGUUUGACAACUAUUCGGAGGCCGUUCUGGAUACCAGCGAUGGCAUUCCACGUUGCAGUGUCUGCCACUGGGAAGCUCACGGCUCUCGAUGUCUGAAUUGCGGGCGACGCCUUCUUGCAGCUACCAACGAGAGAUUUUCGUCCUCGGACAGUGAGGAUGAUCCGGAGUACCACGACGAGUCGGCCUCGUACGGCGAAGAGAGUUUUAUUUCUCUGCUCGAGCGCGAAAGCCCUGAGCUUGCGGACGCCUGGCGGCAACGGGAGGCUCUUCGACUAUUUAUUAAUGCUCCCUCUCCUGGAGAAGAGGAGGAGGACGAUUUCGACGACGAUUACGUUGACUACGACUUUGAACGCGACCUCAGGGACGCAGAUAGCGUGCCCAGCGACAUAGACGACGGUGAUGAGUACUAUCGACCUGCGAACACGCGGCAUCGGUCGAGGAUCCUGUCGAGCGACAGCGACGAGGAGUGGACGGAGUAAACCAGCGGCGAGUUUGGGUUAUAAGUUUUCGGUUAUAGGAGGAUAAAUGGAACUGUAUGAAUAGUGAGGAUCGUUAUCUGUAAUUAAAAAUGCAGAAUUAUUAGCUGGCCUCGGUGCAGUGCAGUCAGGAGUAGUAAUCACCAAAUUUACCUAAUUAGUGCUAUGAAACAGGACCACCCUGGAUACACGCAAGGCAAGUCUCCGAGAGGGUCUAUGUCACAUGGGGCAUCAAAAGGUACAGUACUGAGGGCCAUGACAACAAGACUGUCGUGAUCCGGGGUAUCUUAUUUGGGUAAGCAAGUUUCCCAAUAGGGAACAAUGCGGUCUAAAAACAGAACACAGGCAUUUUUAGGCGGUGGAUGCGGAAUGAAUAAAUGGCUGGAAAGAUCGGCUCGGUUUUGGCAAGUUGAGUGAAAAAAAACCUGGCCGAAAAAACCUCAAAAGUUAUGAUUUCGCAUAUAACCGGUCUUGGUCCGAAACCGGUGCAGAAAAUAUGCUCUUGGCAAUUACGUAGUUGUAGAAGCUGGGGAUGAGUUGCAAAGAGGCCAUUUGGCGUUGACGGGUGAGGGCGGAUCUCCAGGAACAGUACAUGGACAGAAGCCAGUUCUAGAUUCUGGCUUCGCAUUUUCCCGAGUUUGAGCUGUCCCUGUCUGGGUCCUGCGACUUUCCCCUGGAUUGCAAAAAGGUAAACAAUAGCGUACAGAAAGAAACGAUAGCGUAGAAAAGGCGGGUAAGAUACACUUAAUAAAACGUCUCCGCGAAAGCAGCAUCCAGAUAACCGGGUCAGAUGGAGGAGCUCACGGCUAGAUUGAGUGUGCAGCGGUUUGCUCGGCACGGUCGAGCCAGUAUCGGCAAUGUCCCGGUGUCCAAUUUUCACGCAAAUUACGUCUUCCCGGAUAUUCCGUUGCUGGAAAACAAUAGAAAUCGGUUUUGUUAACGAUAUCGACCAGUGAAAAUACAGCUAAAUAACUCGUUGGUCGGAAACUUAAUUGUGGUUUGUGUUUCUUUUUUACCCUUUUGGUACCGAUUGUUGUUUACUGAAUUUGGACAAACAAAGUCGCUCGUUGCAAGGUGCAUAAUUUGCAUCCACCUCUUAAAAAUGCAGUAUCUUUCCUUCGUUUUUCUCCAUCCAACUUUAUAUUCUUUUUUUCUUUCAGUUCAAUUGCUAGAAUAGAGACUCAUCAUGUCUGCAACUGAACCAACCAAGGAGAAAGUCCCUCUUCAGGAAGAUGAUGAAGAGGAAGAGGACAUCGACCAAUUGGUGAUGGAAUUGCAAUCCAACCACGGUGCCGACGACGGCGAUGAGGAGGACGAGGUGCAGGACCACUCUUCCUUCAAAGUCGUUCCCGAGGAGCUGCUGAGAACCGACCCAAAGGUUGGUUUGACCUCCGAGGAGGUUGCCAAAAGAAGAAAGAAGUUUGGUCCUAACCAGAUGGCCGAGGAAAAGGAGAACCUCGUGCUCAAGUUCUGUAUGUUCUUUAUCGGUCCUAUCCAGUUCGUCAUGGAGGCUGCUGCCAUUCUGGCUGCCGGUCUCGAGGACUGGGUCGAUUUCGGUGUUAUCUGUGGUUUGCUGAUGUUGAACGCCUGUGUCGGUUUCAUCCAGGAGUACCAGGCCGGUUCUAUUGUCGACGAGUUGAAGAAGACGCUGGCAAACACUGCCACCGUCAUCAGAGAUGGCCACCCGGUUGAAAUUGCUGCUUCUGAGGUUGUUCCAGGUGACAUUUUGCAGCUGGAAGACGGUGUUGUCAUUCCUGCCGACGGUAAGCUUGUUUCGGAUGAGUGUUUCUUGCAAGUUGACCAGUCCGCCCUUACCGGUGAGUCUCUGGCCGUCGACAAGAGAUCUGGAGACCCAACCUUCUCUUCUUCCACUGUCAAGAGAGGUGAGGCUUUGAUGAUUGUUACUGCCACCGGUGAUUCCACCUUCGUUGGUAGAGCUGCUGCUCUGGUCAACAAGGCCUCUGGUGGUCAAGGUCACUUCACCGAGGUGCUGAACGGUAUCGGUACCGCCUUGCUCGUCUUGGUCAUUGUCACUCUGUUGGUUGUCUGGACUUCUGCCUUCUACAGAACCGCAAAGAUCGUCAGAAUCCUCAGAUACACCCUUGCCAUCACCAUUGUUGGUGUGCCAGUCGGUCUUCCAGCCGUCGUCACCACUACCAUGGCCGUCGGUGCUGCUUACUUGGCCAAGAAGCAGGCCAUUGUCCAAAAACUGUCUGCUAUCGAGUCUCUUGCCGGUGUCGAGAUCCUGUGUUCCGACAAGACCGGUACCUUGACCAAGAACAAGCUUUCUCUGCACGAGCCUUACACCGUCGAGGGCGUUGAGCCAGAUGACUUGAUGCUUACUGCCUGUCUUGCUGCUUCCAGAAAGAAGAAGGGUCUUGAUGCCAUCGACAAGGCCUUCCUCAAAUCCCUGAUCAACUACCCAAGAGCCAGAGCCGCUUUGACCAAGUACAAGAUGCUCGAGUUCCAGCCAUUCGACCCAGUUUCCAAGAAAGUCACUGCAUACGUCGAGUCCCCAGAAGGUGAGAGAAUCAUCUGUGUCAAAGGUGCUCCAUUGUUCGUUCUGAAGACCGUCCAGGAAGACCACCCUAUCCCAGAGGACAUUCUCGAGAAGUACGAAAACAAGGUUGCCGAGUUUGCUUCCAGAGGUUUCAGAUCUCUGGGUGUUGCCAGAAAGAGAGGUGAGGGCCACUGGGAGAUUCUCGGUAUCAUGCCAUGUAUGGACCCUCCUAGAGAUGACACUGCUAAGACUGUUAACGAGGCUAAGGAGCUCGGUUUGAGAGUCAAGAUGCUUACUGGUGACGCUGUUGGUAUUGCCAAGGAGACCUGCAGACAGUUGGGUCUUGGUACCAACAUUUUCGAUGCCGACAGAUUGGGACUUUCCGGAGGAGGAGACUUGUCUGGAUCCGAGCUGUUUGACUUUGUUGAGAACGCUGACGGUUUCGCUGAGGUCUUCCCUCAACACAAGUACAAUGUCGUUGAGAUUCUGCAAAAGAGAGGUUACUUGGUUGCCAUGACUGGUGACGGUGUCAACGACGCCCCAUCUCUUAAGAAGGCCGACACUGGUAUUGCCGUCGAAGGUGCCUCGGACUCUGCCAGAUCUGCUGCCGAUAUCGUUUUCCUUGCUCCAGGUCUUUCUGCCAUCAUUGACGCCUUGAAGACUUCCAGACAGAUUUUCCACAGAAUGUACGCCUACGUUGUCUACCGUAUUGCUCUGUCUUUGCACUUGGAGAUCUUCCUUGGUCUGUGGAUUGCCAUUCUGAACGAGUCUUUGAACAUCGACUUGGUUGUCUUCAUUGCCAUCUUUGCCGACGUUGCUACUCUUGCCAUUGCUUACGAUAACGCUCCAUUCGACCAGAAGCCAGUCAAGUGGAACCUGCCAAGAUUAUGGGGUAUGUCCAUCGUCAUGGGUGUCAUCCUUGCCGUCGGUACAUGGAUCACCUUGACUACCAUGUUCCUGCCAAAGGGAGGUAUCAUUCAGAACUUCGGUUCCAUCGACGGUGUCCUGUUCUUGCAAAUCUCCCUGACUGAGAACUGGCUGAUUUUCGUUACCAGAGCCACCGGUCCAUUCUGGUCCUCCAUUCCAUCGUGGCAACUGUCUGGUGCCGUCUUGAUUGUCGAUAUCAUUGCCACCAUGUUCACCCUGUUCGGAUGGUGGUCUCAGAACUGGAACGACAUCGUCACUGUUGUCAGAGUGUGGAUCUGGUCGUUCGGUGUCUUCUGUGUCCUUGGUGGUGCCUACGUUAUCAUGUCUGAAUCUGAGAAGUUCGACAGAUUCAUGAACGGCAAGCCACUGAAGGAGAGACCUCCUCAAAGAACCCUUGAGGACUUCAUGGUUGCCAUGAACAGAGUCUCUACUCAGCACGAGAAGUCCAACUGAGCCAGCACUUGAAUGGGUUAAUAGAGGACUGCUCCCCAUUAUUGAUAUCUUGCUUCCUUCGUGCCCACGACAGCCUAAUAACUAAUAUUUUGUUCUAUUUAGGAUGUUCAGUUUUGUGAUC
Messenger RNA from Ogataea polymorpha, 4759 nucleotides. RefSeq names its product plasma membrane H+-ATPase. The coding region runs from base 1945 to 4638 and encodes 897 amino acids. The transcript has a single exon. Gene Ontology annotation, molecular function: ATP binding; ATP hydrolysis activity; P-type proton-exporting transporter activity. The record is from RefSeq and is a predicted model, not a curated record. Gene Ontology annotation, cellular component: plasma membrane. NCBI's taxonomy places the organism in Eukaryota, Fungi, Ascomycota, Pichiomycetes, Pichiales, Pichiaceae. Gene Ontology annotation, biological process: proton export across plasma membrane; regulation of intracellular pH.